AUGAUCCAGAUAGAUGGAACUUUUAUGUAUGGAAAGUAUAAAGGAACGUUGUUGAUUGCCACUACUCAGGACGGAAACUCUAACAUUUUACCGAUAGCUUUUGCAAUAGUGGAGAGUGAAAGUACGAGUUCAUGGGGUUGGUUUUUGCGUCUGAUAAGGCAACAUGUUACUCAGAAACAAGGUAUAUGUUUGAUAUCAAACAGACAUGCAGGCAUCAAGGCCGCGGUAAGGGAUGCGAGAAAUGGGUGGCAGCCUCCAAAUGCGCAUCAUGUGUAUUGCAUCCGCCACAUUGCUAGCAACUUCAACCAUAGGUUUAAGAAUGCAAAGCUUAAACAAGAGCUGGUUAUGAUGGGUUACGAGCCAUGUUUGUACCUUUUUGAACGGAGGUUGGCCAAGUUUCGACAGACUAGCCCAGCUAUCCAGGCAUGGAUUGAUGGAAUCAGUAGGGAGAAAUGGAGCCUUGCUUGUGACAUCGAUGGUGGUAGAUUCGGCCACAUGACAACCAACCUUGCAGAAUCUGUUAAUAAAGUGUUUAAGGGCGCUAGGAACAUGCCGAUCACUGCACUUGUCAAAUGCACAUAUGCCCGUCUUGUAGAUUACUUUGUUCAAAGAGGCAUUGCUGCAAGUGAUCAACUGUAG
Messenger RNA from Lotus japonicus, 639 nucleotides. RefSeq lists its product as uncharacterized. The record is from RefSeq and is a predicted model, not a curated record. The transcript has 2 exons. Lineage: Eukaryota; Viridiplantae; Streptophyta; Magnoliopsida; Fabales; Fabaceae. Bases 1 to 639 code for a protein of 212 amino acids.